Colletotrichum truncatum is the source of this 252-nucleotide messenger RNA. NCBI's taxonomy places the organism in Eukaryota, Fungi, Ascomycota, Sordariomycetes, Glomerellales, Glomerellaceae. The record is from RefSeq and is a predicted model, not a curated record.
AUGCGCUCCCGGGUGAUGGGGGCCGGGCCAGGGCCCCAGGAGGUCAACAACUACAUGAAAGGCUGCGCAGGGCGCUUACACCUUAGCCGCCAGAUUCGAGCCCCCAUUCAGCAAAUGUACAAGCAUCCUAGCUCUGCCCCCACAGCCGGCGUUGCGACCAACAGCAGCGUUUUGUGGUGGGCCAGCGUCCGCCCCCGCUAUGAGAGGGGAAGUCGUCGGCUGGGCCGCGUCAUAUCAUAUCCGCACUGCUAG